Messenger RNA from Trypanosoma brucei brucei TREU927, 342 nucleotides. RefSeq lists its product as hypothetical. The transcript has a single exon. Bases 1 to 342 code for a protein of 113 amino acids. NCBI's taxonomy places the organism in Eukaryota, Euglenozoa, Kinetoplastea, Trypanosomatida, Trypanosomatidae. The record is from RefSeq and is a predicted model, not a curated record.
AUGUUUCGUUCAUAUUUAAAUUUACCAUGUUCGUUACGCCUUCCUAUUUCAGUUCAUUUAUCUAUUCAUUCAUUUCUUUAUAUAUUUUCAUUUACAAUAAUAAUAAUAAUAAAUGAAUGUUUUUUUUUAUUUUAUUUUAUUAUCUUUAUUUUUAUUAUUUUCUGUUUUGUCACGUUCUUUUAUUUUUUUUCUUUCUUUCUUUCCUUCUUUCCUUUUUGUUUUUGUUUUGUUAAACAAAAAUUUAACACUCCUGCACCGUUCCUUCAUUCCGAUUCCGUCCCGUUCACACACUUUUUCCGUUUACUUUUUGAUAUUAUUUUUUCUUAUUAUUUUUUUUUGUAA